This is a messenger RNA of Cyprinus carpio (common carp), 1781 nucleotides long. RefSeq names its product class E basic helix-loop-helix protein 23-like. The record is from RefSeq and is a predicted model, not a curated record. Gene Ontology annotation, molecular function: protein dimerization activity. Lineage: Eukaryota; Metazoa; Chordata; Actinopteri; Cypriniformes; Cyprinidae.
GUUUAGCAGUUAUCAGUGCCAUAGUUGAAUUUAGAAGCAUGCCAGUUUCUAAUCUUAAUUAAAACGCCCUCCUGAUUGGACAGUGAUAAUCCCGCUGGGCCUCGCGCUCUUACUCACUAGCAAGUAGGACUGCGCGCGAGUCUCAAUCUGCCCAGGGCGAGGGCAAGACGCACUGCAAGAACGCGCGCAAGUUCAGACGAGGCGUCUAAAGUGCACGCAACAUCACUGUUUGCGCGGAAGAGCCUUAUACGAGUGCUCGACGUGAUAGGGGAAGAAAGAUCUCUAUCAAAAAAGUGACUUCAUUUCAGCAGCCCUUUGGAAAACACCGGCGAAAGAAAAGAAAGAAGACUGCGCGAGGAAGCUUUCAAGAACGCGCGCGAAAGUUUCCUACCCGGUCCGUUUUUGUUUUAGUUUUAUUUCCUUUCACCAAAAUGAAUAUCGGCGACGAAAACUUGCUGAAAUCGAUCAGCAACGACACCCUGCUGGACCUGACGCAGCGCUACGGACAGUCCGCCUUCGGCUUCGGCGCUGGCCAUGGUGCUGGAGGUCCCGGCCGCUUCUCCCUCACACCUGCCGCGGAUUUCCUCUCCGGUCAAACGGGAAAGUCGAACGAAAGCGGCGGAGAGCAGACCAGCGAUGAAGACGACGGCUUUGACCACCUCGAGUCUCGUAAGAGAGGCGCGGGGUUCGACGAAGAGAAGCAUCCGAGCGCGCUCUCCAAGAAGCCGAAGGAGCAGAGAUCUCUUCGGCUGAGCAUCAAUGCGCGCGAGCGGAGACGCAUGCACGACCUCAAUGACGCGCUGGACGGCCUGAGGUCUGUGAUUCCCUACGCGCACAGUCCGUCAGUGAGAAAACUCUCUAAAAUCGCAACUUUGCUUCUUGCAAAAAACUACAUCCUAAUGCAGGCGCAGGCGCUGGAGGAAAUGCGCCGGUUGGUGGCUUAUUUAAACCAAGGACAGACUAUAACUUCGCCGAUUCCCACUGCGCUCGCGCCUUUCGGACAGGCGGCCGUGUAUCCGUUUUCCAGCACGGCACUGGCCACCUGCGCGGAGAAAUGCAGCUCGUUCUCCGGGACCCCGUCCAACCUGUUCAAACACUGCAACGACAAGCAUUGACUUCCACGAGCUGAACUCUUCCUGCUUCAUCCUUUUGUUGGUCUGAAUUCGCAUUGUUUUGUUGGGAAUGGGCUUAGGUCUGAUUCAAAAACCCUGCUACGUGUCUAAAUAACUACGAUGGUUUAUUAGUUAAUAUAACACAUAAUGGUAAAUAAAUAACUGAGGGACACAGUAUUACUGGAAUAAGCUUUUAAACCCCUCAAAUUUUAAAGCAUUUCCCCUUUUAUCCUAAAUAAAGGAUUAAAAAUGAUUAUUUGUGUGAAAACAAACAAGCAUAAAAGAAAUUCUAUGUUUCUGGUUCACAGCUUGCGGAGGAUUAUUUCUUAAGUCAAACCUUCUCUCUAUCGGUUUCAGCGUUAUUGGUGAUCUAUGCAAUUUACUGCAAAUGACCACAGAUGAUAAUUUCUUAAAAACCUGUUUGCCAGAAAUGAAUAAACGUAAGAUGGAUUGUCUCUCCUCCGUCAGUGUAUUCGGAAGAAAUGGUGUAACAUUCUCAAAUGUUUGGCCUACAAAGAUUUUGUUUUUGUUAUUGCACAAUUCACUUGAUUGUAUUGUACAACUGUGAAGAAUAUACUUGAUCAAGCCGCAUUUGAUCAUGUUGCGACAUGAAUUUCAUACUGUAUAUUGUUUAUAUGUCUUUAUAAUUAAAACAUAUAUCUAUGACCA